CAUAAUCUCAUCACUUUCGUGGAAACUACCAAGGGAGUAAGCAGAGUAUAGAGUGCUGACAUCAUUGCUCUGGCUCUCUAAUUUUCCUUUUGCUUUUGUCUUUUUACAUACAUGGACACAAAGGUCCUAUCCACAGGGGUUCGCUACUCAAGCUUGCCGGAAAGCUAUGUACGGCCAGUAUCCGACCGACCCCGGCUAUCCGAAGUAUCCAGUUGCGAGGAUGUUCCAAUCAUCGACUUGGGCUGUGAGGAUAGGCCCCAAAUCGUCAAACAAAUUGGCGAUGCCUGCAAGUCGUAUGGAUUUUUCCAGGUGGUCAAUCACGGCGUGUCUUCGGAGGCAGUGGACAAGAUGUUAGAGGUGGCUCAUGACUUCUUUAGUCUGUCGGUGGAGGAGAAGCUCAAGUUGUACUCAGAUGACCCGUCAAAGACAAUGAGACUUUCCACCAGUUUUAAUGUGAAGAAGGAGAAGGUUCACAACUGGAGAGACUACCUUCGACUCCAUUGUUAUCCUUUGGAAAAGUUUGUGCCUGAGUGGCCUUCCACUCCCUCUGCCUUCAAGGAAGUUGUGAGUAAUUACUGCAUGGAAGUUCGACAACUUGGGUUCAGAUUAGAGGAACUCAUAGCAGAGAGCUUAGGCGUGGAAAGGGACUGCAUAAAGAACAUCUUGGGAGAGCAAGGACAGCAUAUGGCUGUGAACUAUUACCCACCUUGUCCGGAACCUGAACUAACAUAUGGAUUGCCAGGCCAUACUGAUCCCAAUGCCCUCACAAUUCUACUUCAAGACCUUCAAGUAACAGGCCUUCAGGUCCUCAAAGACGGCAAGUGGCUUGCUGUUAAUCCUCACCCAAAUGCAUUUGUCAUCAACAUUGGCGAUCAGUUGCAGGCAGUGAGUAAUGGGGUGUAUAAGAGUGUUUGGCACCGAGCUAUAGUCAAUGCUGACAACCCAAGGAUGUCAAUAGCUUCAUUCUUCUGCCCAUCCGACGAUGCGUUAGUCAAAGCCCCGAAUUCACUGACGGAUGAUGGAUCAGCAGCUACAUACAGGGGUUUCACAUAUGCAGAGUACUACCAGAAGUUUUGGAGUAGGGACUUGGAAAAAGAACAUUGUUUGGAACUUUUCAAGAAUAAGUAGCCUUAGUGCGCGUAGUCAUCAACCAUUUUUUUCCUACUAUUAUAGCAUUGUUCUUGUCGCAGAUGAAGUGCCAGCAGAGGGCCACAACCAUCUUUUUUCUUAAGAAAAGCUCAAUGGCAGCAUGGUUGAAAUGCUCCCACACUGCCAUCAAUUCAUUUCUUAAGUAAAUGGGUAUAUGUGUGGGGCAUUUCAGUUUACUUAAGAAGUAAGUUGAUGCCAGUGUUUGGCCAUUUAAGCCAUGCUGCCAUUGAGCUUUUCUUAACAAAAUCAUGGCAGUGGAGCUUUGCAAUUCAUUUGCGACAAGAAAAGUAUGUAAGAAAUCAAUGUGUUCCUAUACCACAUUUAAUAGUUGUAACGGUAAUGGCUAAAUAAUUACUGGAACGAUAAUUAUAAUAAUUGUAUUCAAUAUGAUUUAAACGUUUUUUAUAUUCCA
Messenger RNA from Alnus glutinosa, 1561 nucleotides. RefSeq names its product protein DOWNY MILDEW RESISTANCE 6. The record is from RefSeq and is a predicted model, not a curated record. The transcript is spliced from 4 exons. Bases 112 to 1128 code for a protein of 338 amino acids. Lineage: Eukaryota; Viridiplantae; Streptophyta; Magnoliopsida; Fagales; Betulaceae.